AGGGGAGCCAAAAAUUCCAGCAGAGGGAUUCUUGAGAAAUAUAAUCAAAUCAAUUAAUUUAGUCCCUUUGCAGGAAUAAUUUACAUAAAAUUACAAUCCGAAAAAAUGGUGCGUCUUUUCUGAAACCCAAUCGAUUCGAUUUCGAUUCGUCAAGAAAAAAGGAAAAUGGGGGGAGAGAUGGAAAUCGGAAGCCGUUCUCCGGCGAAUGUCGAAUCGCAAAAUCUUUCUCCUUCACAAUCUUCAAAACCCAAAAAGGUUGGAGGAUGGAGAGCCAUUGCAUAUAUUCUUGGAAACGAGUCGUUCGAGAAAUUGGCGUCGAUGAGCCUGGUGGCCAACAUUACGGUUUAUCUCCGUACAAAGUACAACUUGAGCGGCAUACUUUUGGUGAAUGUGGUCACGAUAUGGUUCGGGACGGCGAAUAUUUCGUCGAUAUUGGGUGCCGUUGUUUCGGAUGCCUUUAUAGGAAGAUUUCUCACUCUCCUCAUUGGCACCCUUUUUUCCUUAACGGGCAUGGCUGCCAUGACCCUAACCGCGGCAGCACCCAGCCUCCGGCCCCCACCUUGCUCGGACGACGACCAGCCAUCGUGCCGCGGGCCCCACGAGUGGCAGCUGGCCUUCCUCUUCAUCAGCCUCGGCCUCAUUGCCCUUGGCGCGGGUGGCAUUCGCCCCUGCAACAUCGCUUUCGGUGCCGACCAGUUCGACACCAACACGGCCCAUGGCCGGGCCCGCCUCGAGAGCUUCUUCAAUUGGUGGUACCUCUCAUUCACGGGCGCCCUCAUAAUAGCUCUCACGGCCGUCGUCUACGUUCAAACCGAAGUCAGUUGGGUCGCGGGCUUCGCUAUCCCGACCGCCUGUCUCCUGACGUCCGUCACAAUCUUCCUCCUUGGCCGCCACGUGUACGUGUACAAGGUCCCGAGAGGGAGCGUCUUCAUCGACGUGGCCAAAGUGGCUGUUGCCGCCUUCAAGAAACGGAAGCUCGAGAUGAAAGUUACGAGUAGCGCCGGUGAUCUCCGUUUUCACGACCCCCCAGGGGAGGACGAUAACGACGAGUGGGAGGAACGGAAGAAGUCCAGAGUCGAGAGGUUUCGGUUCUUCGAUCGUGCGGCGGUGAUCGAGGACGGGGAUGAGGUGGGGCCCGCGGGCACGUGGAGGUUGUGCACGUUGGAGCAAGUCGAGAACUUGAAGUGUCUGUUGGGGGUCGUGCCGGUUUGGGUGUCGGGGGUCGGGUGUUUCCUAGUGAUGGACCAGCAGUCGACGUUCGGGAUUCUGCAGUCGAUCCAGAUGGACCGGUCGCUCGGUGGGGGGAGUUUCGAGGUCCCGCCCGGUUGGAUGGGGAUAUCGUCGAUGAUAGCCCUCUCGAUUUGGAUCUUGAUCUACGAGUGGAUGUAUAUCCCUGUUGCGAAAAGAUCACGUUGCAAACGGGUCGACCCGCGGAUCUCGAUGAGGGCGAGAAUCGGGAUCGGGAUCGCGAUGUCGGUCGCCUGCAUGGCGAUCGCGGGUUGCGUAGAGAGGAGGCGCCGCUCGUUGGCGCUGAGGCGCGGGUCGUUCGUCUCGUCCCUACACGUGUCGACACUGCUGCCGCAGUUUGCGCUCUCGGGUCUCACGGAAGCCUUUGCCGCGGUGGCGCUAAUGGAGUUUUUCACGAGGCGGAUGCCCGAGAGCAUGAGGAGUGUUGCGGGAGCCAUAUUUUUCCUUAGUUUGUCGGCCGCGAGUUAUAUGAGCUCGUUGAUCGUGAACGUGAUGCACUCGGUGACGGGAGGUAAGGGGAGAGUGGGAUGGCUCGGGGGACACGACCUCAACUUGAACAAGCUCGACAACUAUUAUUUCAUAAUCGCGGCUCUUGGGGUCGUUAACUUUGCGUACUUUUAUCUAUUCGCGAGCAAGUACGUGCCGUGCGGUGAGCACGGUGAAUCGGAGGUGGAGGAUUUCUCGGAGGAAAUUACUCCGGUUAAGUGAUCGGCUUUUGUGAGUUUGUGCAUGGUGAAAGUUCGAGGAGAUUGUUAUGUCAUGUUUGAGUUAUGCACUUAACAUUUCUCUAGUUGUCUUGAAGAUUGUUUAAGAAAAAUGAAGAAAUGGAAAG
Striga asiatica is the source of this 2080-nucleotide messenger RNA. The record is from the annotation of a GenBank genome assembly. Lineage: Eukaryota; Viridiplantae; Streptophyta; Magnoliopsida; Lamiales; Orobanchaceae.